Patella vulgata (common limpet) is the source of this 5919-nucleotide messenger RNA. RefSeq names its product poly(ADP-ribose) glycohydrolase. The transcript is spliced from 20 exons. NCBI's taxonomy places the organism in Eukaryota, Metazoa, Mollusca, Gastropoda, Patellidae. The coding region runs from base 134 to 2293 and encodes 719 amino acids. The record is from RefSeq and is a predicted model, not a curated record. Gene Ontology annotation, biological process: nucleotide-sugar metabolic process; regulation of DNA repair; ATP generation from poly-ADP-D-ribose. Gene Ontology annotation, molecular function: poly(ADP-ribose) glycohydrolase activity. Gene Ontology annotation, cellular component: nucleus; cytoplasm.
CUACGGAAAAAUUCUACUUUCGUUUGUUUGCUUCCUUAUCAAAUAAUUGAAUAUUUUCACGAAUUUUUACAGAGUAUAAUAUUUGGAGGCAAACAAACCAUUAAAAUGGCAAGGAUGUUGCUAAUAUGUCAGAAUGUCCGAUAAGAAAAGGAAACUUUUGAAACAGUCAUCAUUAUUGGACUUUAUGUGUGGAACAAAUCAAUCAAAAUCAAAGAGACGGAAAACAGAUAUGAAUGAUAGCGAGAAAAAAAAAGUUAGAAAAGCUGCUGAAUCGAGAAUUACCGGUACUGUUGAAAAUUCAAGUAAAAUCAAAGAGAAAAUGAGCGAUAAUGAGAAAUAUGAUAAUGGUGCUAGUAGUAGUUCACCAGAUAAAGUUUAUGACACAUCGUGUUAUACUAUCGAUGACGAGGAUGAUUUUAUUCCCAACUCUAAACCAAGUAAAGAGAAUAAAAAUUUUAAGGGAGUACCAAUAGCUGAUUUAGUAUCUGCUCCACAGUGUUAUAAUAAUUCGUUAAAACCAAUUAAACCUGAUGAAACACACACUGUUCUCUUUGAUAGUUCGUUUAAAUAUGGUGAUGUAAAUAAUUUACCUGCACCUUAUCCGAAACAAUACCAGGAAAGUUGGAACAGUAACCAUGUACAUAUGCCUUGUUCUAAACACAAUGAAUAUCCUGUACAAAAUGAGAAAGGAACAACUGAAUUACGGAAAAGAUGGGAGCUAAUAGAAGAAACUUAUAAAGACAGAAUUAUAGCUGGUCCCUUUGAGUUGGAGGAUGCUAUUUUAUCAUACAAUCAAAGAUACCAGAAAAAAUGGAAUUUCCAAACCCUACGUAAAUAUUUUACUGAACAUGUAUCAAAGAAAGAAAAAGAUAAUUUUUUUGAAUAUUCUUUACCUAAGAUUAUAAAAUUAGCUCUUCAAUUACCACAUUUGUGUACAAAGCCAAUUCCUCUGCUGAAAAAACAUAAGAAUCAAAGUAUAACCAUGAGUCAACAGCAAAUAGCCUGCCUGUUGGCCAACGCAUUUCUCUGUACAUUUCCCCGUAGAAAUUCUCAACAUAAAGGUUCAGAGUAUGCUGAUUAUCCUGGUAUCAAUUUUAUUGGAGUGUUCCAGACUGGCUCAUUUGAUAGAAAGUUUCAGAAAUUAAAAUGUAUAUUCCAUUAUUUUGAGCGUGUUACCAGUAAAAUGCCCCGCGGUAUUGUUACAUUUACCCGCCAGUUUAUACAAAAUACACCUAACUGGGAAAAUUGUCAUGAGAAGUUACCAGAACAAAUACAUGUUUCGUCAUCUGGUACCAUAGAGGAUGAUGGAUUCGGUUUAUUACAGGUUGAUUUUGCCAACAAGUAUAUUGGUGGUGGAGUGUUAGGUUCUGGAUGUGUUCAAGAAGAGAUCCGUUUUCUAAUCUGUCCAGAAAUGUUAAUCUCUCGUUUGUUCACAGAAGCUUUAGAUAAUAAAGAAUGUCUAGUAAUGAAAGGUUGUGAAAGAUUUAGUAAUUAUGAUGGUUAUGCUGAUAGCUUCACAUGGGCUGGAAACCAUGACGAUGUGACUCCAAGAGAUUCUAAUGGCCGAUUAUGUACAGAUGUUGUGGCUAUAGAUGCUUUAAUUAUAAGAAAUCCUAACGAUCAAUUUAAAGAUUAUAUGCUUAAACGAGAAUUAAACAAGGCUUAUGUGGGUUUUGAAAUAUUUUGUGGACAACAUAUUCCUCCAUCACAGAGACCUGCUGUGUGUACAGGAAAUUGGGGUUGUGGUGCAUUUAGAGGUGAUAAACAGCUUAAAGCUUUAAUACAAUUGAUGGCAGCAGGUAUGGCUAAGCGGGAUGUUUGUUACUUCACAUUUGGAGAUGUGAAACUAACAGAAGCUAUUUAUGAUAUCCACAAUUUUUUAAAGGUUGAGCAAAACAUGGAAAUAGGAGUGUUGAUUAAUGUGAUAGAUCAAUACUACAGAAAUGUUCUGCUCUCCUGGUCACGUAAGAAAAAGGUUGGUCUCUUCCAGUAUAUAAUGGAAUCAUUUGAAGGCAUCAACCAUUCUGAAUCUGAAGACGAAGAAGCAGACUUCGAAUCUGAACAUAUGUUCAAAGAUGAAGUUGUAGAACAUGAUAUACACGACAGUAGUCGAGAAAAUAGUAUUGAUGCUGCAGAUAUAAUGGAGUGUGACAGUCCAAACAAGGAAAUAGAUACCGAAGAGAAUGGGGACCUGGAGAAGUACAAAACGCCUAGUACAAGUACGGACAAAAGAGAACAUGAUAGUGAGGAAGAUAAAAAUCAUGAGAAGACAACAAAAUCUGAUGAGGGAUAAAUAUAAGUUGUAGUUAUAGUUUAAACAUAUUUUAUUACUUAAUUUACUGAGGGAUCAGGACAAUUUAUAGAAUGAAGGAAUUAAAAUAGAUUUAUGAUUGACUGUAAAUUAUAAAAUAGAAGAAAAUGAAUUCCUCAAAAUCAGAUGACCACAAGUAUGGUAAGAGCUAAAUCUGCCUAUUGCAUGUCUUUAUUUUGGCUUCAAAUGUUAUAUGAACUAUUAUUUAGACAUUUAUUAACAUGACAAGCCAAUAAUCAACUCUCUAGUCUCACUUGUCCAGUACCUUUGCUACAGUAAUAAACAAUCUGCGCUACAUCUUCUAACACCCAUAACUUUGCUCAGAAUAAAGUCGUUUGAAUGAAAUUUUAAUUUUUCAUUAUCUAUUUUUGAAUUAUUUUUGAAAGAACCAUCAGCUCUUUAUCUAAAUCUAGACGUAGAGUGAAGGAAUUAAAAAAAAUUGUUAUGAUUGACUAUGAAUGGAUUCCACAUUAAUAAAUCAUGAAUUAGGCUAUAAAUGAUUCUUCACAAUAUAACAUAUCAUGUAGAUAACAUGGGCCUUAUUCCUAAAAAAUUAAAGCAACAUUGAUAAUUUGUCUUUUGCAGAAAAUUUUUAAUUUCUUAUGGCUAAAUCCCUGCUAAUAUGUACUCAGAUUGUUUAUCAUUUCGAAGAAAGCAGAGGACUAUUAAAAUGGGUCCGUCCGUCUGUCUGUCCAUCACACUUUUUGGGACACAAUAACUGCUUCUAAUUGAGCUAUAAUUUUCAAACUUGGUGUAGGUGUUUAUUAGGUGAAUUCCUUGACUGUGUUCGAUGAUGAGCAUUUUCUUCUUAGACUAAGCAGAGAUAUGCAAUUUUUUGUAUAUCUUUUGACACAAUAAUUUUGCUUCUAAUUAAUACUUGGUCUAUAGUUUCAUUACAUUAAUUCCAUUGACUAAGUUCGAUAAUUGGCAUUUUCAGCUCAGGUUAAGCAACUUGAUUGAUCGAGAUUUUGGAGCUUGACAACUUUGAUUCUAAUUGAGUUAGAAUGGUGAAACUUAGUGCAUAUCAUUACACCAAUACUUUGACUAAGUUUGAUAAUGCACAUUUCGUAUAGUUUCAUAUGUUUUGAUUCCAAUUGAGUGAAACUUGGUGUAUAGUUUCAUUACGGUACAUCAAACUCGGAGUAUAGAGUCAGUACAUCAAUACCAUGACUAAGUUCAAUGAUCAGUAAUUUGAUUGGUCAAGACUUUGACUCUAAUUGAGUGAGAAUGGUGAAACUUGGCGUAUAUAAUAUAUAUAUAUAUAUAUAUCAUUACAUCAAUACCUUGACGCAAGUUUGAAUACUCAGACUAAGUUCGAUGAUGAGCAAUUUGAUUGGUCAAGACAUUGGAGCUUGACAACUUUGAUUCCAAUUGAGUAAGAAUGGUGAAACUUGGCAUAUAUCAUUACAUAAAUACCUUGACUAAGUUCGAUAAUGUGCAUUUCCUAUAGUUUCAGAAAUGCAUCUGGUCGUCUGUCACCUUUCGGAACAUAUUUCUGCUUCAAUAAUGAGCAUUUUCUGCUCACAUUAAGCACUGAUAAGCAAAAUGAUUGAUGCUUUAUUAAAGGAUAAAUAUGCAAUUAAAAACUGUGUGUCAUCUACAUCAGUCUCACUGUUGACUUAUUUAAUUAAGAAAAUUGGUUCACAGCAAAUAUAGAUAAUGGCAUAGUGAGCAGCAUAGAUCAAUGGAAUUUUCAAUUCAGCAUAUAUUUGUACAUAUGGUAGCUUGCAAGUGAUUCUAUAUUGCUAAAAUCAAGCAUAGUGGCUUAAACUAAAAUAUUUUAAAAAUGCAAUGUUUUCAUUGGUUGAGAGUUGAAAUCCUAGAACAAAUUUUAGCUCUUGGCCAAUAAAAGGACUGAAUUCUUAAAUUAUUUUAAUUUAAGGUGUGAACAAGGCCCCUGUUUUACAGCGUUUUCCUUUUAUUUUAGUAUGUAAUUUGGAGUGAAGAGUCUGCUAUACUGAAGUAGAGUCGUUUUAGUUAUUCUGGUAAAAGUAAUUUGUAUUGUAAUAUUCCCUUUUUCAAAAAUUCUCAAUAGAACAUGAACUGUGAUUAAAGGAGCUAAAUCUCUAUUCUUUGGCACAUAGAAAGGUCCAUAAAUUGGUCACAGCGCAUAUAAUAAUGUAAUAUGAAUGUAUAUAAACUGAUUUGCAUUCAGCCGUUUCUGUUUUAACUGUUAUUUCUAAUCAGUUAUGUUUGGCGAUAUAUGCAAAGUGUCCAAAUUGAAUAGUCUUUGGUAUCUGGUUAUUCAAGUCUACACCGGUAGUAUUCUGUGGGGUACGUUUAGCCUCAUUCAUUGAGUUGCUUCAUUACACAUGCCGCUCAAAAGCAUUCUGGCACACAAUUCGUGUGCCAAUUUUAAUUUUGUCUUAAAUAUGGAUAUCAGAAGCCCAUCUUUUCACGGUAAGAUAACAACAUCAAUGUUAAUUUAAAUUGACCAAUAAGUCUUGUUUGCAAUGUCGAAGACUGUGGAUGGUAUUGAGUUAAAGACUUUCCUCCUUUAAUGUCCCAUGGAUUGUAAAGGGGUGCAAUAUGACAGUCUCAAUCCCAGAGAUAACUUUACCCUUCAUUUAUCUCUGGUAAAAAUCGCCAGCCAUUAAUCAGUGUGAAAUUGGUUCCUUAGCUCCGCCCCUGGUGGCUACUGAUUGGCAGGAUUUGUUAGAAUGAAAUGCUGCCGAUAAAUGAAGGGUAAACUUAUCUCUGGGAUUGAGAUUGGCAAUAUGAAUGGAUUUUUAUAUAUUAGUCCCUGGCUGAUGACCAUUUGUUUAUCUGAUGCACAUCAAAAAUAUUGUUAAUUGGAUAGCUCACAUGCAAGGACCUUAAAAAAAAACCCUGAAGUAUUGGAUUCAAAUUGGCUGACAUUUAUAACAAACAUAUAGUAUACCGUCUCCACACAACAAGAUCUUAAAAUAAAUGUUGCAUAGUUAGCAUAUGCCUAACAAGUAUGUUUUAAUUAUUCAUUUGUAUUUUUUGCAUUAAAGAUUUGUAAAUACAUGUAACAUUUUAAGGCAAAAUUUGUUAAAAAAAUUUGUAAUAUGUAAUCAUUGAUAGUGGAAUUAAGCUGGACUUAGUGAACAGAGAAAUUCUUUUAUAGUUACAUAACUGAAUUAUCAGCAUCAUCGAACGAAUUUCAUUUUAAGAAAUAUUCUCAUAUAAUUUAGAUUUAUUAAGGCCUUCAGUUGAGUAUGUAGUAAAUACUGCAUCAGUAUCAAAAAAGUACAUACCUAGCACGAACCCCAACGCUCGGAUAGCAUCUUAUUGAGUAAAUUCUAACUGCAAAUGUGUCCGAAUUUGUGUUUGUUUAGAAAAUUACAAAUGAUUGCUUCCAAAAGAAUUUUUGUGGAAUAUUUAGCCAUUUGAAAUACGAGAUCAAAAUGCUUACAUUGUCAAUAAGUAAAUGCACCAGUUUGGCACUCAGUAAAAAUGACCCAUUUAUUCUAGUAUAUGUGACAUACACAAUAAUUUAUAAUUGUUGUUCACCUGUUGUAAUUAUUCUAAUUUAUUUCAUAAAAUAUACUGUUUUUUUAAUUGUUUAUAAGAUGUACUAAUGUGUAAGAUAAAUGAUAUUUUUAUCAGGUUUCAUGAACAUAAAUUAUAACUAAGCAAGGUCA